Molecule: messenger RNA, 410 nt
Organism: Coffea eugenioides
Lineage: Eukaryota; Viridiplantae; Streptophyta; Magnoliopsida; Gentianales; Rubiaceae
Exons: 2
Coding region: 28-348 (106 amino acids)
Source: RefSeq, a predicted model, not a curated record
GUUUUGCUACAUUCUGAUUGAGCCCAAAUGUCAGUCAUUAAACUCUCUGGUGGUGCUACACUAGUUCGUGGGAAUACUGCGGGUAAAUGUGGAAGAAGGCCAAUUAGGAAGGCUACCAAUCUACAAAAUUCUUCAAAAUGGAUUCUUCAUAGUGAUUUUCUUGGAGCAAAUCAGAGGAAGGUAUUGACAUGCAACAAUGCUGCUCCGAAUUCUGGAUUAGUCAGUGAUCAGCAUUCUUUGAAUUAUGAAGCGGGUUCUUCUUCUUAUGUGGAAAAAAGGUGUACUUCAACCCGAGAGCGACUCUGUAGCGGAUCAAAUGAAGGAGACAUAGCUGAGCGUGCUUCUUAACCUUAAUACAUAUUUUGGGUUUCUACCGUGAGGUGAUUCAGAUUGGACAGUGCCUGCUUGCC